AUGGGGCGAGGCGCAGGCCCAGACCCCCGACGACUCACUGGUCGAGCGUCGAGGAUCGAGUUCCUCUGGGGUGUCUCGCUGGGGCCCCCAGGGGGUCUCCUCGCUGGCACGGCUGGCUUCCAAUAUCGGGAUCCCAGCCAGCACCACAUAUCCCCAUACUCAAAUGCCUGCGAAUUGUGGCCGAGGAGGCCGACACUCUGCGACGGGGAGGCGGGGGGCGAGCUGUGGUCUCACGAUUGCACCGCCCUGCUGAUUGACAGAAGCGUUGCGGUGCAGCUGGAGGAGCGCGUGCGGCUGCCCAACUUGGCACAGCACAAAUUCGCUUGUCAGCUUCCGCUCGACCUUGUGGCGGGGUCAUCGGAAUGCAGGUUGCUGUUAUGA
Messenger RNA from Prorocentrum cordatum, 381 nucleotides. NCBI's taxonomy places the organism in Eukaryota, Dinophyceae, Prorocentrales, Prorocentraceae. The record is from the annotation of a GenBank genome assembly.